AUGUACUCAUCAUAUGAGUCAGUACCUUCCUGUUAUCAAUCGACUGUUGCUGCUGCACCGCCACCGCCGAUUUUUCAAUCAACAAACGAGCUUCAGAAACUCAUUUCACCUCAUUUUUUAUCUCGUGAAGCUCAAUUGAGACCCAUUCCAACUAAUGAAUGGUGGGGCAAUUUGUUAGCGUGGGACGGACAACGUGAGAGUGACGCUGCAUUUUCUGGGCCUUAUACGUACAAGAUCGUACAAGGCCAACGCGGUAUCAUUGGCUGUGGAUUAUCGGUCAGUUAUUUGCUGCAAUACCGAACGGACGGUCCUAUUAAUGACAAUGGAGCUCCUCGCUUCUAUUUCUACGCACCGACUAUUAAGAAUUGGAUCUUUUCAGCCGUGGAACUUGCUGAUCAUAUAUGUACACCUCCUCUUAGUAUCCAGAGUUGGGAUGAUAUGGGGGUACACCUGAGUAUGGCAGGAAUAAACAUGUACUUGGCAUUGGGGUCUGCCUUUACGACGGUCGAGUACCAUGAUAUGCAGGUACAACUUGGUACAGAUCAUGGCAUUGUUGCAAUUAAUGGAUCUCCUGCCAGAAAUGGCCAUCAAGUGAAUGGAACGAGCUUUGUGAUCUCACUUAACAACGGACAGCUGUGGGUACUCUACUUCUUUUCCAAUGCAUGUGGAAACACGUCGCUCGUAUUUGAGGACAAUAAACUCACGACCACAUCGAAAUUUACAGGAGUUGUCCAAGCGGCCUUUGUCUUGACAAGUGCAAUGGAAUCUCCGGUGCCUCAAAAUGAACACAAGAUUCUGCAACUUUAUCACGCCUGCGCAGGUGUCUACCCAAAAGGAGUCACGGUGCAGACGCUAAACUCGGAGUCAUUUGUCUUCCACUGGCAGCUUGCAACUGCUGCAGGCAGCAAGCCGGGAUCUCGCUUCCUUCAUUUUGCUCUGACACACUUAAAAGCGAUGCUAGACCCAUGUACGGUGGAAGAAAAGCAUGAGCUAGUGCUGCAUUCACAUACACACGGACCGUUGUUUGCGUACACGUUGGUGACUUCGCCAAAUUCCAGUCCGUCGUGGCUUUGCCGUGUGCCCCAAGCUGAAAGUCAGGGUGUUGAAACGUGCACAGCGUUUUACCCACCACGUGCUGGUUCCGUCACGCGAGAGGAAGUGGAGAAGCUGAACUUGUGUCACGUUGUCACCAAGGAAAUCGACGAAAAUUGGUCUCUACCGCAUGAAGGAAGUUACUACUUCAAAGGCAAAGCCCUGCAGAAGUUUGGCACCAUGUGUCUCGUUGCGCGGCACUUAGCAGACACGACUAACCCAGAAAUAAGAGAAGUGGCGCAACGCGGCAUUUGCAAGCUCCAGCAACUGCUGUCAGAGUUUGCGAACAACAGGUCGGCGUUUCCACUUGUCUACGACACAGUUUACAAGGGGAUUGUCACAAGCGAGGCAUUGGCCAGGAAUGACAUGAAUGUCGACUUCGGCAACGGUGUCUACAGUGACCACCACUAUCACUACGGCUACAUCGUGACUGCUGCUGCCAUGGCUCUUUACUUGGAUCCGGUUUGGCGUCAGUCAGCCGAUGCUGUUAAGGUUCGAACACUCGUCGACACUUUAAUCCGGGAUGUGGCUUCAUCUUCUCCUCCUGGCAGUGACCCAUAUUUCCCGCGCUUUCGAUACUUCAACUGGUGGCUUGGCCACUCAUACUCACACGGAGUAACUCCAAUGGCCGACGGGAAGGAUGAGGAAUCUACAUCGGAAGAGGUCAACACUUUGUAUGGUAUUGCUCUGUACGGCCAAGUUACGGAGAACGCAGAACAACACGCGCUAGCAAAGCUGAUGCUCAAGGUUUACGUGCGCGCAGUAAACACUUAUUUCUUGCUCCAGAAUAAUGGCCCUCGUAUCCACCCCGCAGGCUUCGCAAAGAACAAAGUCACAGGCGUCUUCUUUGACAACAAGUGCGACUAUGCAACGUGGUUUAGCCCCAAUAAGGAGUGCAUUCAUGGCAUCCAAAUGAUCCCCGUGUCUCCGAUCCUCGAAGUUUCUCGUUCACCACGUUUCGUACGAGAGGAAUGGGACGAAGUGCUAAGCAAACUGCCCAUUGUGUACGAUUGGAAGGCAAAUCAAUCUGGCUGGACAUCACUAUUGUUUGCGAACUAUAGCGUCGUGGACAGCGCAAAGGCCUUGGAAGUACUUGCCACAUGCCUUAUGGACGACGGCCUCAGUCGCGCCUGGGCACUGUUAUAUGCCGUUACUCGACCGCCGCCCUCCUGUUAG
Molecule: messenger RNA, 2268 nt
Organism: Peronospora farinosa
Lineage: Eukaryota; Oomycota; Peronosporomycetes; Peronosporales; Peronosporaceae
Source: the annotation of a GenBank genome assembly